AAAAAAAGACAAAACAGUUUGUAUUAGAAGCAAUGUUCUGUAGUAAAACCAUCCGUUAAGAUCUGAGCUUUCCGCCAUGAAUUUCUUCACCUCCGUCUUCUCCGACGACCCAGAUCCUCCGGAAACCGAAUCAGAGUCCGAGGAGCAAUCUAAUCCCAAAGAAGACGACGGAGGAGGAUGGAGCUUCGGUGGUCUGAUGAAAACAAUAGCCGACAGAUCCGAGUCCGUGAUCGAAACAUACCGGCGAGAUCUAGAAGAGUUCGGGACAGGUUUAAAGAAAGAGAUCGAAGUCGCGCAGGGAUCGCUCGGCACCGUGGGACACGCCAUCGACGAGCUUGGGAGCACGGUGAUAAAAGGCACGGCUGAGAUCAUCGCUCAUGGCAAAGAAGCGAUCUUAGCCGCUGGUGAUAACGAAUCCGAUUCUUCUGAUAACAACAAUAGCGGUAGUAACCGUCGCGAUAGCUUUAGCUCGAAGCCGUAUAGUCGUUUCGAUGCUCAGGUUCGCGCUGUUCAAGGGGAUGUCAGUACUUAUAGCGAGGAGCCUGAGGAGGAUUCAGAUGAGUACAAGAAGUGGGAGUCUGAGUUUUCUCUGGAGGAGAAAGGUGAGGAGAUGGAGAUGUUGUUGGAAGGGAAUGGGGAGAUGAGAGGAGUGUAUAAGAGGGUUGUUCCUGGUGUGGUUGAUCAUGAGACGUUUUGGUUUAGGUAUUUUUAUAAGGUUUAUAAGCUUAAGCAAGCUGAGGAUUUGAGAGCUAAUCUUGUGAAACGAGCAGCUUUGGAUGAUGAGGAAGAGUUGAGCUGGGAUAUUGAUGAUGAAGAGGAAACCAGCGAGAUAGUUACCAAAGAUGUUUCAAGGUUGAAACUUGAGGGGAGUGAUGAUACUGGUAGUGGAGACGUGAAAGAUGCUGUGGCAAGUGCAGAUUCAGUGGCUGAAGUGAGCAAUGUUGGUUUGAAGACAGACACAGAUUCUGAGGAGAAGAAGGAAACUGGUAGUGAGGAAGUUACGGAAUCAAAAAUAGUUGUUGAUGCUUCUCCUCCUCCUGCAGCUGAUAAGUCUCCAGUUCAAGAUUCGGACAAAAGACACGAGGCUGUUCCAGAAUCUGAUGAGAGUGCUCCAUCCCAACAAGACUCGGAUAAACCAGAUGGUGCUGCUUCUUCAUUAGCUCAAGGUUCAGGUAAGCCAGAUGGUGCUGCUUCUUCAACAACUCAAGAAGAGGAUUUGGGAUGGGACGAGAUAGAGGAUAUGAGUAGCAUCGAUGGAAAGGAAGCGAGUAGAGCUUCUGGUGGUAGUCCAAACAGAGCAGAGCUGCGUAAACGGCUGAGUGCUGCAGAGGAAGAUGAAGACUUAAGUUGGGACAUUGAAGAUGAAGACUGAAGAAUCAUCAUUCAUCACCAUCAUCAAAAGCUUGAUCUAGUUUCAUAGUGGUGUGCCUUUCCCUCCUACAGUACUUGUUUUUGUAAGUUUCUAGAGAUUUGCCUCCAUUCAUCUGUUGUUUUCUCUUUAAUGUUCUGUUUAACUUGAUUUGAAUAUAUAUGCAAACAUUCGAUUUGAUCUCAAAA
Molecule: messenger RNA, 1557 nt
Organism: Brassica napus (rape)
Lineage: Eukaryota; Viridiplantae; Streptophyta; Magnoliopsida; Brassicales; Brassicaceae
Product: BSD domain-containing protein 1-like
Exons: 1
Coding region: 77-1372 (431 amino acids)
Cellular component (GO): cytoplasm
Source: RefSeq, a predicted model, not a curated record